This is a messenger RNA of Puccinia graminis f. sp. tritici CRL 75-36-700-3, 2835 nucleotides long. RefSeq names its product valyl-tRNA synthetase. Lineage: Eukaryota; Fungi; Basidiomycota; Pucciniomycetes; Pucciniales; Pucciniaceae. The transcript is spliced from 13 exons. Gene Ontology annotation, biological process: tRNA aminoacylation for protein translation; protein import into nucleus. Gene Ontology annotation, cellular component: nucleus; cytoplasm. Gene Ontology annotation, molecular function: ATP binding; aminoacyl-tRNA ligase activity; nuclear import signal receptor activity. The record is from RefSeq and is a predicted model, not a curated record. Bases 1 to 2835 code for a protein of 944 amino acids.
AUGCCCAUCCAUUUGAUCGCAGCCAUCUCGAAGGCUUAUUAUCAAACGUUUCUAUUAUGCUCCCGCUUUCGAACACUACAGAGGUGUCGCUGGUCUGUUAGUCUGAUGGACACCGUCGUCGCUUCAUAUGCCGAGAAUCUCCCUCAAAUCUACGCCCUCUUCGCCAAAACUCUCCAGGAUCCCAAAAGUCUCGAAGUCCGUGUGACCACCGUCCAAGCCCUCGGUCGAGUUGCCGAGUACAUCGAAGUUGAUGAGGAAGCUUCCAUUAAAGGAUUUGACACUUUGGAAACGCUCUUGAUCAUCGAAGUCCCUCUGAUCAAUGCUCAUUUCACCCAAGUUGUCGAAUUCAACGCUACCAUCGGCAACAAUAAGUCACUCGACGAAUCCCAACGAAUAAUGACCCUCAACAGUCUUCUUUGGACCAUCAAGUUCAAGAAGAGCAAGAUAGCUUCGAUGGACUUGAUUAAACCUAUCGUCGACUUUUUGAUCACCAUUGGUGCCGAAGAUGAGCCCGAGGACCCUGAAGAUGAUUCGGUGGCUAGAACAGCCUUCCGAUGUCUCGAUGCCCUCUCUACCUCCCUCUCUCCCCAAGCUGUCUUCCCAGCACUCUACUCUCGAAUCCAAGAAUGCUUCCGCAGUACCGAUCCCACCUUACGUAAGGCUGCCGUUAUGGCUCUUGGAGUUACUGUCGAAGGCUGCUCUUUGUUCAUUCAGCCACACAUCGAACAGCUAUGGCCCUUCAUCGACACAGGUUUGGAAGAUAGCGACCCCCGUGUCCGACGGGCCGCCUGUACCGCUUUGUCCUGCAUAUGCGAGAUGCUGGUAGAUGAAUGUGCCAGUCAACACCAAAUUCUCGUUCCCCGGGUUUCCGCUUUACUCAAUGACCCUGCUUGCCAGAGGAACGCAAUGACAUCUCUCGAUGGUCUCUUAGAAGUGCUUGACGACCAAACGAUAGGGCUCUACCUGUCUUGUGCCUAUGAUCGAUUCCGCUCCUCCGAAGCUCAAGGGCACUGUGGUCGGUGCGAUUGGCUCCGCCGCUUACGCCGCAAAAGGCGCAUUCGAGCCUUACUUCGACGCGAGGGAGACAAGCAGGAGUUGCGGGGUGUCGCUCAAGACACUGUCGGUACUUUGUCUUCUGCUGUCGGCAAGGAAAAAUUCAGACCUUUCCUGGAUGGCUGUCUUAACAUUGCUUUCGAGGCGAUCGAAUUGAAUAGCCCAAGUCUACGUGAAUGUUCGAUGAUUUUGACGCCCGAUCUGGAGAAAUUUUAUCCUUCCUCACUUCUAGAAACUGGCUGGGAUAUCAUCUUUUUUUGGGUAGCCAAAAUGACGAUUCUCGGUGUCAAACUUACCGGGAAAAUGCCGUUCAGUGAAGUGUUUUGCCAUGCGAUGAUUCGGUAUGCUCACGGAAGGAAGAUGUCGAAAAGUAAAGGAAACGUGAUCGAUCCGAUCAAUGUGAUUGAUGGAAUCACACUUGAUGCGCUGGCUAAUCAAUUGCAAACUGGAAAUCUCGAUGAAAAGGAAUUGAAAACCGCUCUCGCUGGUCAAAAGGCAGAUUUCGGUAAAACUAACGGAAUCCCACCUUGUGGUGCUGAUGCCUUACGAUUUGCGCUCUGCGCUUAUACAUCUUCUGGCCGUUCAAUCAAUCUCGAUGUUCUUUGUGUUGAAGGUUAUCGGAAAUUCUGUAACAAGCUCUGGAAUGCGACCAGAUUUGCUCUAUUGAAACUAGAUGAUGGCUUCACCCCUCGAUCCUCGGCUGAUCCCAAUGGAAAGAAGACUUUAGUCGAAAAGUGGAUUCUGCACAAGCUAAAUGAAUGCAGUCUGAACGUCAACAAAGCUCUAGAAGACCGCUCGUUCAUGGCAGCCACCUCUGCGGCCCAUGAAUUUUGGCUUUACGACUUGUGUGACGUCUACAUUUUUGUUGCAUAUCUCCCUCGGGUGAUGCCAGCGGUCUUUGCCAGUCUUGGGCAAUCUGAAGAAGAUGAUGGUUCGGUCUUGCCAAGUGAAAUGAUCAAGGGAUUCAAAGCUGCGGACGACGACGAAGACGAGGCUGACAGCGAUUUUGAAGAGUCAUCAGCGACUGGUGAUCUCUCAGAAGUUGAAUCGAACUUGAUUGGCUGUGCAGCCGAUCUAGUGGGCACCUUCGCAACUGUUCUUGGGGCUGAUUUUGCGCAAGCAUUCAAUCAAUUUCUGCCCUGUGUCUCGAAGUACUACGAUCCGUGCUACUCACCGACCAAUUGGAACAACACGAUUGGCUCAUUGGCAGAGGUUAUCAACGGCCUUGGGUCUGCAGUUGGCCCUUUCACCGAGCAACUCCUACCUCUCGGAUUGAAGGCGACCAAGGACGAAGACGUUGAAGUCAGGAGCAAUGCUGCCUCCUUUUUGGGAUCGUUGGCUUAUUGGACUACUGUCGACAUCAGCAGCCAGUAUAUGAGCAUCCUGGAGUGUCUUCAACCCUUGUUCACAGUCCCCGACGACUCGUCCCGCGAGAAGAGUGAACACGCCAAAGACAACGCUGCUGCUGCUUUGCCAUUAGACCUACUCUUACCGGUCUUCUUCGAGGCUUUACCACUCAAACAGGACUUUGCCGAAUCCAGCAAAUGCUUCGAAGCCUUGUUUGAAUUGAUCCAACAGUCACAUCCGUUGGUCCAGACUCACUUUGACCACAUCUUGGCCGUCUUUGCCCAUGUUCCCCAGAACUUGGUGCCCGCUGUUCCUGAAGAAAAGGUGAUGAUUCCUGCCGAAACUCGCAAAAAAUUGGUGGCUCUGUUGCGACAACUCAAUUCCCAAGUCCCCGAUCAACUUGCCGCCCGUGGCUUGACUGGCUACAUCCAAUGA